CGAAAAACGAGCACAGAGAAGAGAGUCCGUGGAGGACCCCCAUCAGCCUGGACUACUGUAGAGGCCACGACGCUUCCUGGGACCUGGGACCCAGCCGAGCACUCCCUUCUGCCUCUUGCUCCCGGUUUGCCUGCCCUUGGAGUCUUGCCCCACCAUUUAAAACCAGUUCCUGGAUGAGCUGACGUCUCCUUUCACACCAGGCCCCAACCCCGCUUGUCCAGAGCGGCCCACUCUAACCGGAGAGUGAUGGAAGGGCCUCUUGAGGGUAGGGAUGUGUCCCCAGACUCCCAAGGCCUUGCUGUGUGCGGUUUCAGGAACACCCAGAAGGAGGAACUUGCUCACCAGAUACAGGCUAUGGACCCCAGACCUUCAAGACCAGCAGUAGGGGCAACCCAAGGCAGAGGACUACAGGGAGGAGGUUCCUUGUCCAAAAAGCCUAAAUCACUUCCAGAGCAAAGGGCUGCAGAUGGGUCAGGGGACUGCCAGGGGAGCAUAUUAGGAGGCCCCCCAGUCCAGUCAGAGGAGCCGUCCUUCUCUGGAGUGGAAAACCUCUUGUAUCCUAUGUCCUCUCACCUCAGCCUGACACAGGAUAAGAAUGACUAUCCAGGGGGAGGUUUGGUGGGGGAAUCAGGUCCAGGCAAAGAACUGCCAGCUGGCUUUAGCCCUUUAUCAGAGAUGUCACCAAAGCUACUGGAGGCAGGUAAGGGAGACUGGGAAUUCUGGGAAGGGAAUGGGGCUAUCUGGAGGUGGGCAUUGAGAUUUGGGAGGUCUUUGACCCUACUCAGACUGAAGGCCUCGUCCAUGGAGGAGGUCCCUGGGAAACUGGCUCGUUCAGACCCAAGCCCUUUCUCUUCUCAAGACCCUAGUGGAUCCAGCUUCCCUAAGCCUGCUGACUGCCUCCUGGCCCAAGACCUCACCUGGGAGCUACUGGCCAGUGGCAUGGCUGCCCUACCAGGGACACGUGAUCUAGAAGGCCGAGCAGUGCUGCUUCUGUGUGCCCACAGCCCAGCUUGGCUUCAUCCCAAAUGCAAUAGCUCUGAACUUCUGAGUCUCUUGUUCUACUUGCGAGGCAUCCUCAGGUCGGAAGUGCAGGCCCUGGGACUGACCAUACUAGUUGAUGCCCGAAUUUGUUCCCCAAGCUCUUCUCUCAUCCGGGGCCUCAGCCAGCUGCAACAAGCCGCCCCAGGAUCUGUGCAACAAGUGCUGCUAGUUGGCAAGAUGCCAGAGGAAAUGCCUCCUGGGCUUCAGUUCAAUCAGCUGCCCUCUCACCAGAGCCUACUGGCCCACAUUCCUGACGUGGGGUUGCCUACUUCACUAGGAGGAUGCCUGCCUUACAGCCACCACGCCUGGCUGGAUUUCCGGAUGCGUCUAGAAACCCUGCAGCAGAAUUGCCAGGAGACUUGUGCCCUGCUCCAGGGAGUCAUUGACAGUAUGCAGGCUAUGCAGCAGCCAGUGGAGGCUGGAGACGUUGGCCAGCUGCUGCAGCGGGCACAAUCCCUCAUGCAGCAGGUGUUAGAGUCACCACAGUUGUCAUGGUUACAAAACCAGGGAAGCCUGGAGCUGGCACGACUGAAGCAAGGGAUGCCAGAGGUGACCCUGAGCCCCGAUUACAGGUCUGCAGUAGACAAGGCUGAUGAGCUGUAUGGUCAAGUAGAUGGACUGCUGCAUCAGCUGACUCUGCAGAGCAACCAGCGGAUACAGGCCCUAGAGCUCCUCCAAACACUUGAAGCCCAGGAGGGUGGGCUGCACCAGAUUGAAGUGUGGCUACAGGAGGUGGGCUGGCCAGGACUGGAGGAACCAGGGGAGCCCUCGCUGGACAUGUUGCUCCAGGCCCAAGGUCCUUUUCAAGAGCUAGACAAAGUUGCCCAGGAACAGGUCAAGCGAGGAGAGAAGUUACUGCAGCCACUGGUUGGCUGGGAAGCUGCUGAACUGGGGCCCCUUGGAAAGCGCUUUCUAACCCUGAGAUCCCAGCUGACAGAAUUUUCCAGAGCUUUGGCUCAGCGGCGCCAGCGGUUGGCAGAUGCUGAGAAGCUGUUUCAGUUCUUCAAGCAGGCCACAGCAUGGACUGAGGAGGGGCAGCGGGUACUGACAGAGCUGGAGCAGGAGCACCCAGGGGCUGUGCUGCAGCGGCUGCAGCUGCACUGGACCAGACAUCCUGACUUGCCCCCUGCCCACUUCCGGAAAAUGUGGGCUCUUGCCACAGGCCUAGGCUCAGAAGGCAUCCGCCAGGAAUGUCGCUGGGCCUGGGCACAGUGCCAGGACACCUGGCUGGCUCUGGAUCAGAAGCAUGAGGCUGCACUGAAGCCACCAUCAACAGACAGCACAGCUACCUUGUGUGCCAGGCGGGCUCCUGCUGUACCCACCGUUCCUCCACUGAGGAAGGCCUACAGCUUUGAUCGGAAUCUGGGGCAUGCCCAUCAUGGCCACUAUGCAGCAGCUGUUACUGACUCCCACAGACCUGAGGCUGGAGAGGGUGUCUGGCUCAGGUCACCCCCUUCUGUGCCUCUACCAGGCAGCUCUGACCUCAGGAACCCCAACAGGCUGCAGCUAGUAUUGGCAGAGAUGGUGGCCACAGAGCGUGAGUAUGUCCAGGCCCUUGACUACACCAUGCAGAACUACUUCCCUGAGCUAGACCGACCUGAUGUGCCCCAGGGCCUCCGGGGCCAGUGUGCCCACCUCUUUGGCAACCUUGAAAAGCUUCGGGAUUUCCACUAUCAUUUCUUCCUGCGUGAGCUAGAGGCUUGUACCCAGCACCCACCUCGAGUGGCUUAUGCUUUCCUGCGCCAUAGGGUGCAGUUUGGGAUGUACGCACUCUACAGCAAGAACAAACCUCGUUCUGAUGCCUUGAUGAGCAGCUAUGGUCACACCUUCUUCAAGGAGAAGCAGCAAGCACUGGGAGAUCACCUGGACUUGGCUUCCUACCUACUAAAGCCAAUCCAGCGCAUGAGCAAAUAUGCCUUACUGCUGCAGGAGCUGGCAAGGGCCUGUGGGGGCCCGGCACAAGAACUGGGUGCUCUUCAGGCAGCCCAGAGUCUGGUGUACUUCCAGCUGAGACAUGGCAAUGACCUGCUAGCCAUGGAUGCCAUCCAGGGCUGUGAUGUUAACCUCAAGGAGCAGGGACAGUUGGUACGGCAGGAUGAGUUCACAGUGCGGGCUGGGCGCCACAAGUCCUGUCGCCGUGUUUUCCUCUUUGAGGAGCUGCUGCUCUUUAGCAAGCCUCGGCGUGGGCCUGCAGGUGUUGACACAUUUACCUACAAGCGUUCCUUCAAAAUGGCGGACCUUGGCCUCACUGAAUGCUGUGGGGAAAGCAAACUGCGCUUUGAGAUCUGGUUCCGUCGUCGCAAGGCCAGGGACCUGUUUGUACUGCAGGCCUCCAAUGUGGCCACCAAACAAGCCUGGACAGCUGAUAUCUCCCGCCUGCUCUGGAGGCAGGCUAUCCACAACAAGGAAGUGCGUAUGGCUGAGAUGGCAUCCAUGGGUGUCGGGAACAAGGCCUUCUGGGACAUUGCCCCCAGUGAGGAAGCUAUCAGUGACCGUAACAUCAACUAUGUCCUAAAGAAACGAGAUGUUCGCUCUAGGGCCUCCAUUGCUGUGGCCCCAUUUGACUCUGACAACCCCUAUUUGGGUGCCUUGGGUUCCCUUCCUGGAGACCGUGCCUCUUGUUCUGUUCUGGGGUCUCUCAAUCUGCACCUGUACAGAGAUCCAGCUCUUCUGGGUGUUCACUGCUCCCUGUAUCCACCCAACUUCCCAGAGGAAGCAGCACUGGAAGCAGAAGCAGAGAUGGGCAGCCAGCCCUCUUUAACUCCUGAGGACUCAGAAGUCUCAUCCCAGUGCCCAUCAGCCAGUGGCUCUAGUAGUUCUGACAGCAGCUGUGUGUCAGGGCAGAUCCUGGGCAGAGGCCUUGAGGACUUGUCCUAUGUUUGAGUCCGGCUUGAAGAUGGAACAGUAGAUACAGCAGCCAGAAACUCCAAGGAAUGCCACACCCCUGAAUCUACUAUAACCAGUGAAUGGCUAGCUCCUGGGCCAUCUGUGUUCCCACCCUUCAUAUCCAAUAGGAAUAGCCUUGUUGAUUAUUCUUUCUGAUAUCUGUAGUCACCAACUGACUGGCCUAGGACCUUUCCAAGGGCAUUUGGCUGCAAAGCCUAGAUAGAUAAGUACCUUGAUCCCAAGCUCUUGGGAUCCUUCUCCUAUGCCCUCCCUACCACCCUAGUGUACGUUAAGGAUAGGAUGGGCAGAAGUUGAGUAUUUCCAAACUCUAGGCUGGUUUCAUGAGGAACACAAGUGGUUCCCAGCAGCUGCUCCUCAGCCCUUGCACUUAAUGCUGAUCUCUCCAAACACAGGGGCUAGCCUGCCCCAAAUAUAGGCCCCUUAUUCUUGAAUUUGUUGGCUUCCCAUCUCUAGCCUCUUGUU
Molecule: messenger RNA, 4410 nt
Organism: Onychomys torridus (southern grasshopper mouse)
Lineage: Eukaryota; Metazoa; Chordata; Mammalia; Rodentia; Cricetidae
Gene: Plekhg4
Product: pleckstrin homology and RhoGEF domain containing G4
Exons: 21
Coding region: 247-3924 (1225 amino acids)
Molecular function (GO): guanyl-nucleotide exchange factor activity
Source: RefSeq, a predicted model, not a curated record